Messenger RNA from Sinocyclocheilus grahami, 987 nucleotides. RefSeq names its product G-rich RNA sequence binding factor 1 (gene grsf1). The record is from RefSeq and is a predicted model, not a curated record. The transcript is spliced from 7 exons. Gene Ontology annotation, molecular function: RNA binding. The annotation marks the transcript as partial. NCBI's taxonomy places the organism in Eukaryota, Metazoa, Chordata, Actinopteri, Cypriniformes, Cyprinidae.
AGUGCACAUUUCAUUUUAUUUACAUAUUUGAUUUUUGUAGAUUGUAGGAUCCGAGGUGGAGUUGAGGGAAUCCAUAUAAUUCAGAACAGGAACGGCAAAUCGAUGGGACAGGCGUUUAUUGAGCUGGAGCACGAGGAGGAUGUUUGCAAAGCAUUGGAUCUGCACAAACAUUACCUGGGACAACGCUUUGUUGAAGUGUAUGAGGUAACAAACAAAGAUGCUGAAGCCAUAUUAAAGGCUACACAGCAGUUUACAGAGACAGAUGGAGUGGUGCGACUCAGAGGGCUUCCCUUCAGCUGCUCUGAGAAAGACAUCGUUCAGUUUUUCUCUGAGUUGGAGAUUGUGGAAGAUGGAGUUACAAUAGUCCUGGACAGGAGAGGAAGAAACUCAGGCGAUGCCUUCGUGCAGUUCGCCACCAAGGAAGUGGCUGAAGAGGCCCUAAAGAAAGACAGAGAAGUCAUGGGAAACAGGUAUAUUGAGAUUUUCCCCAGCAGGAAAAGUGAGAUCCAAAUCCAGUAUGGAAGAAGGCGAAAUGAGACGUCAUCUUUCACACCAGGAGCUGAGGACACGCCACGCACAAUGAAAGCAGCAAACAGUAGCUCUAUAUCAACAACACACAACUUCAUUCACAUGAGAGGUCUGCCAUAUGAUGCCACAGGAGAAGACAUUGUCAAGUUUUUCGUUCCUAUCAGACUGGUGAAGGUUCUUGUAGAGUACGGCCCUGACGGACGACCCACCGGUGAGGCAGAUGCCUACUUCAGAACACAUCAAGAUGCCGUUUUAGCCAUGUCCAAAGACCGAGAGUAUAUAAUGAAGAGAUAUGUUGAGCUGUUCCUGAAUUCAUCAGCAUCAAGGGAGGAACAAUAGGAUGAAAGUAAACUAUUUAAACUGUCUUAAUGCAUUGCAUCCCAGCCCAUUUAAUGAAAGUGAUUCAAUGUAUAUUACAAGAAUACAUAUAACCAACAUUAAAAGAGAACUUUACAAUUA